UGUUUCACACAAUCCCUUUGUUUUCUGUUUGCUGACUUGUUAAGUCAGGUCAACAUUUAUUUUCCUAACUCAUCACUCGUCUGUCUUCAGUAAAGCAACUUUCUCUGUGUUAAUCAGCCUUUCAGCUCAUUUGUGAAAAGAAUGUAACGUGAACAUGUGACUCCCUAUAUGAAAUUAAUCAAUGUUCAAUGAGAGGACGAUUGUGUGUGUGUGUGUGUGUGUGUGUGUGUGUGUGUGUGUGUGUGUGUGUGUGUUUGUGUGUAGGUGUUCUUCCUGUGGAGUCUGUGAUCCAGGUGACUGGAUAUGUAGGCAAAUCAGCAGUGAUCAGAUGUCCCUAUGAUAGAGGAUAUGUGGGAUACUCCAAGUACCUCUACAGUUCAGACUAUCAUGUCCAGACUAAAGCAGGUCAGACCAGAGCAAUCAAAGGGAGAUUCUCUCUGCAUGAUAAAACCACUGGAGUCUUCACAGUGACCAUCACUGGACUGACUGCAGAGGAUUCUGGACAGUACUGGUGUGGGGUUAACAAAUAUGGAAGAGACCUCUACACUGAAGUGGACCUAAAUGUUAUAAAAGGUCCCCCUCCCACCCCAAACCCAGCACGUGUGUCCUCCACUGAACACCAAACUGUCUCAUCAUCACCUUCAUUUUCACCUCCAGCUUCCAACACCUCCCAGUCUGGAAACGAGACAACCACUAGUGACCAGGAAACAGUUGCUGAGCAUCAGGAGGACCCAGAAGAAUCUGUCGUUAUGGUGAUCCUGUGUGUUGUGGUGCUGGUGGUCAUGGUGACGGUGUGUGUGUUAGUUUCAGCCCUCUACUACAGACAGAGGAGGACCAAGCAGACAGCAGCAUGUGGCCCAUCCAGCCUUCACACUAGCGAUCACAUGGAGGAGGCCAGUCACACAAGGCUCAGACCAGCCCAUCUACUGCAACUCCCAGCAGGACGUCAUCUACUCCAUUUGUAAUUUUGCCUGAAGAAACUACAUCCCCCACAAUGCACUACUCAUGUGUAGUUAACACCGUUAACACUCCAUCUGCACUGGAGCAGAACAGGGAGGGUGAUAUUAUCUACUCAGAAGUACAGCUCUCAGAAAUGUGAGUCAAGCAGUAUUUUUAAUUUGUAUUUAAAUACAUGUUCGUAAAUUAAUAUAAAAGUAUGUAUAAUGAAGGCCUGAGUGCUGUGUAUGCCAUGAUUAUGAAUUCUGUAAAUAGUACCUUACAGCUCCCUGCAAUGUUUCUGGCAUAUAAUAAAUAAAUAUUACCACAAUGGUUGUAGUCUUUUGUGACUUAUCACUGUUGCAUAAGAGAUCAUGGUCU
This is a messenger RNA of Alosa sapidissima (American shad), 1317 nucleotides long. Its product is annotated as CMRF35-like molecule 5. The coding region runs from base 189 to 965 and encodes 258 amino acids. The transcript has 6 exons. NCBI's taxonomy places the organism in Eukaryota, Metazoa, Chordata, Actinopteri, Clupeiformes, Clupeidae. The record is from RefSeq and is a predicted model, not a curated record.